AUGGCCGAGUGGUUAAGGCGAUGGACUGCUAAUCCAUUGUGCUCUGCACGCGUGGGUUCGAAUCCCAUCCUCGUCGCAAUCACCUGCUAUUUAAUGCCCGCUUUCCAGCCAAGCCACAUGCUCACUGACCACGGCGCCUACCUGAUGCACGUCACAUACUGCCUCUGCAACUUUGAAUGCAGCUGCUACAGGAAAGAGCCUGUCUUGCGCCUCAAACGCCUGUCUUCUGCCUCAAAACUUGCUCCAUCCAGACACUGCUCAAGAUCUGCUGGCAACAAAGAGAAAGUUGACCAUCUGCCACUAGUUUCAUCCUGCAUGUCACAGUCUGCCUCUGCAACCUUGCAUGCAGCUGGCAUGGAGACUCCUGUCUUCUGCCUCAAAACAUGUUCCAUCCAGAUAGUGGAGUCUGCUACUAGCAACAAGGGCAAAAAUUUAACAAUGUACUACUCGUUUCAUGCUGUGACAGCUCUGGGCUCACUGCAGGCUCACCUUCUCCACAAAGUACCGCUGGUUGCUGGGCUCUUCUGCUGUGUGGAUGGGAAAGGGUUUUUGAUCUCUUUGUCAAGCCAAAGGGCACAGGGGAAAUGGCUACUGUAG
Molecule: messenger RNA, 597 nt
Organism: Xyrichtys novacula (pearly razorfish)
Lineage: Eukaryota; Metazoa; Chordata; Actinopteri; Labriformes; Labridae
Source: the annotation of a GenBank genome assembly